Molecule: messenger RNA, 2027 nt
Organism: Rhinolophus ferrumequinum (greater horseshoe bat)
Lineage: Eukaryota; Metazoa; Chordata; Mammalia; Chiroptera; Rhinolophidae
Gene: MAPK15
Product: mitogen-activated protein kinase 15
Exons: 13
Coding region: 50-1807 (585 amino acids)
Biological process (GO): protein phosphorylation; intracellular signal transduction
Cellular component (GO): cytoplasm; nucleus
Molecular function (GO): ATP binding; MAP kinase activity
Source: RefSeq, a predicted model, not a curated record
GUUCCAGCCCAGCUGGAGUCUGCGGGCCUCACCGCGCCUACCCACCGGCAUGUGCGCCGCCGAGGUGGACCAUCACGUAGCCCAGCGAUACUUGAUCAAGCGGCGGCUCGGGAAGGGGGCCUAUGGCAUUGUGUGGAAGGCAGUGGAUCGGAGGACCGGGCAGGUUGUGGCCAUCAAGAAAAUCUUCGACGCCUUCAGGGAUAAGACGGAUGCACAGAGAACAUUCCGGGAAAUCAUGCUGCUCCAGGAAUUUGGGGACCAUCCCAACAUCAUCCGGCUCCUGGACGUGAUUCGGGCCGAGAAUGACAGGGACAUUUACCUGGUGUUCGAGUUUAUGGACACUGACCUGCACGCCAUCAUCUGCAAGGGCAGACUGCUGAAGGACAUUCACAAGCGCUACAUCUUCUACCAGCUGCUGCGGGCCACCAAGUUUAUCCACUCAGGACGCGUCAUCCACCGGGAUCAGAAGGUGCCACCCACGCUCCUCCCACUGUGUGCACCCACCUCAGCGUCCUCAAGCCCCAGCCCAUCAGCCCUCAGCUCACUUCCUCUCCCCCAGCCAUCCAACAUUCUCCUGGAUGCCAGCUGCCUGGUGAAGCUCUGUGACUUUGGCCUGGCCCGCUCUCUCAGCGACCUCCCUGAGGGGCCAGAGGGCCAGGCCCUGACGGAGUACGUGGCCACACGCUGGUACCGGGCUCCGGAGGUGCUGCUGUCCUCGAGCUGGUACACCCCUGGGGUGGACAUGUGGAGCCUGGGCUGCAUCCUGGGGGAGAUGCUGCGGGGAAGGCCCCUGUUCCCUGGGACGUCCACACUUCACCAGCUGGAGCUGAUUCUCAACACCAUCCCGCCACCAUCUGAGGAGGACGUCCUGGCUGUCGGCUCAGGCUACAGUGCCUGGAUUCUGCACCACCUGGGGUCCCGGCCACAGCAGACACUGGACGCCCUCCUGCCUGCCAACACGCCUCCGGAGGCCCUGGAUCUCCUCAGGCGACUCCUGGUGUUUGCCCCGGACAAGCGGCUCAGCGCAGCCCAGGCACUGCAGCACCCCUAUGUGCAGAGGUUCCACUGCUCAGCCCGUGAGUGGACACUGGAGGCGGAUGUACGGCUGCCGGUGCACGAAGGAGUCCAGCUCACGGCCCCCGAGUAUCGCAACCGCCUCUAUCAGAUGAUCCUGGAGCGCAAGGGAAACUGCCGCAUCCCGAGAGAGAAGCGCCUGGGAGACGCCCCCCCGGGGGCAGAGCCCAGCGCCCCCCUGCCCCAGGCGUACCCACUCAAACCCAGAGCCGCCCCCCAGAUGCCCUUGGGCUGGACCGCGCAGGACCCUGGACACAGGCCUCAGAAUAGCCCCGGUCACGACCCUGAGCAUGACACUCCUGGAGGAGCCAAGAACGUUCCCAGGCAGAAUUCGGCACCCCUGCUCCAGCCUCCGCCCCCAAGAGGACCGGAGAGAGGGGAAAGGGUACCUGGGGCGACGGCGGAGUGCCCCUCAGCACCCUCGUGGGUGAAGUCCAGCGUGCUGGGGGUGGCGCCCUCCCUGACCUCGCAGGCCGCCGCCCAGGUGGCCAUCCAGGCCCUGAUCCGGAAGGACCGGGACCCGAGCCGUGGGGUGAGGGCGGCCGGUGUGCCACAGGUGCCUCUCCCGCGUUCCCAGGAGGUCCGGCCAGGCCGAAGGAUGUUCAGCGCCUCGGCCUCACAGGGGGUCCAGGGGGCCGCUAGAGCCGCGCUCGGGGGCUACUCGCAAGCCUACGGUACCAUCUGCCACUCGGCGCUGGGCCGCCUGCCUCUGCUCCCUGGACCCCGCGCAUGAGCCAUGCUAGUCGCUUCCCACCCCACUCCGCUGGGGGGGGUAUAUCUAUGUGAGCAGCUCAGGCCUGUGUCCCACCCCCGCCCCCGGAUUGGCCCCCCAAGUCCCCAGUGCUCUCCACUGCCGCUUUGCCUGGCCACAUUCCAGUCCCAGGAAGCUUGUCCGGUCAUCUGUAGGGGAGACGAGCUUCCCACCCAAUCGCUUCCUCCAAUAAAGUCUCCUC